Molecule: messenger RNA, 408 nt
Organism: Phytophthora sojae
Lineage: Eukaryota; Oomycota; Peronosporomycetes; Peronosporales; Peronosporaceae
Exons: 1
Coding region: 1-408 (135 amino acids)
Source: RefSeq, a predicted model, not a curated record
AUGAAGAAGCUCGUCAACAAUGUCGAUAUUUCCGCGACGAAUCGAGGUGGCAGCGGCAGGAUAGCCGUCUUGUCCCCUGGUACUGUGAGCGAUUGCAGUGCCACGUCGGAUGAGGACAUUUUGGCCGAAAUCUGGGCCAUGCGGUCGCCACGUUUGGACGGCGCGAGCGGUGACGAUCUGCCUGAGGUGGACGAUGAGUUAUCCGAGACAGCGCCCAUGGAGUUCCUGUUUUUCUCGGGCUGCCCGGACGACAAGAACCUGCGCGUGUUGGAUGUCGGAUACCGACGCCUACGAUCGAACCCGCGGGCGACCCGGUACCCGGUCACACCGUCCUACGCGACAUCCGUCCCCAUCAAGCCCACGCUCGUUUCCAACAUGCCGCCGCUGUUUGCACCGCGCUUCGGCUAG